This is a messenger RNA of Camellia sinensis, 1027 nucleotides long. RefSeq names its product putative calcium-binding protein CML41. Gene Ontology annotation, molecular function: calcium ion binding. NCBI's taxonomy places the organism in Eukaryota, Viridiplantae, Streptophyta, Magnoliopsida, Ericales, Theaceae. The record is from RefSeq and is a predicted model, not a curated record.
ACCUUUAUUCUAAACUAUUUCCACAACAAUUUUCUGAUACAAUUCAUAUCUAUAUCUACCCUUUAUUUUAAUGUGUUUCUUUUUUUUGGUUUGCAUUGAAGUUUGACAGAUCCCAUCUGCCUUACACAAUUAUAUAAACACCCAUAUUAUUGUGAAAAAAACCAUUGUCUUCUCUGCCCUCCAAUGGAACCCGAGAGAGUUCCCAAAUCUUUCGGUUGUUUCCCUCACAAAAAAGGCCUAAAGCUCAGCCUCCAUCGUCUUCGAUCCAAGUCCAGCUCAAAUUUAAGCUCUCCUCGCACUCCAAGAUCACCCAUUACACCAAAAACUACUACUAGAGAAGAUGAGCUCAGAGAAGUUUUUCGACAUUUUGAUGGCGACAACGAUGGCAAAAUCUCAGCAGUUGAGCUCAGAGCUUACUUUGCUUCGAUAGGCGAGUACAUGUCGCACGAGGAGGCUCAGGGAGUGAUCGAAGAGCUUGAUGGAGACGGAGACAAUUUGAUUGACUUCAGAGAUUUUAUGAGGCUGAUGAAGAAGGAAGGUGAGGAUGAAGAUCUUAAGGCAGCUUUUGAGAUGUUUGAGUUUGAGAAAGGGUCUGGUCGGAUUACCCCGAAGAGCUUGCAGAGAGUGCUGAGUCGACUCGGUGAUGUGAAAUCGGACAACGAGUGUGAGGCUAUGAUUCGAGUCUUUGAUACUGAUGGUAAUGGUGUCCUUGAUUUUCAUGAGUUCAACCAAAUGAUGGCUUAGACUUUGGAAUCUUUUGUAUUUUAAAUGAAGGUGUGUGUGCAUGAUCAUGAUCAUGUUAUUGAAUAAAGAAAAUCCUUAAAAAAAACAAAAGCAAUAAUGCAAAGUGUAAAUGCAUUCUCAUGAGCUGAGUUUGAGUUCGAUUCGUUAAAAAUUAUUCGAAUUUAAAUUUUUGCAGCUUUAAAGAGAAGAUUAUAUAUAUGUAUGCAUGGGCACUGUGUGAUUACAUGCAUAUACGUGCAAACAGUUGCCAUAUCUUAUUGAGUUGUGUAUGUGGUUUUUUGCA